This is a messenger RNA of Ostrinia nubilalis (European corn borer), 1792 nucleotides long. RefSeq names its product allatostatin-A receptor (gene AstA-R1). The coding region runs from base 426 to 1511 and encodes 361 amino acids. The transcript is spliced from 6 exons. Lineage: Eukaryota; Metazoa; Arthropoda; Insecta; Lepidoptera; Crambidae. Gene Ontology annotation, cellular component: plasma membrane. Gene Ontology annotation, molecular function: G protein-coupled receptor activity. The record is from RefSeq and is a predicted model, not a curated record. Gene Ontology annotation, biological process: G protein-coupled receptor signaling pathway.
GUUUGAACCCGGCGCGAGCACUCGUCGCUGUCUGCCCGAACAUUUGAGCUAACUUUCGCGGCGUUUCAAAAAUCGAACGUUGGUUUCAAAUUCGAAUUUGACAGUUCUGUUUUGGAAUAUUUUUAAAUUGAGUUUUUUGAACGGUGAAUCUUGUUUUUUUUUUAAGUUUCUUGCCUUUUUUGGACAGUGAAGUUUUGAGACAGUGUUUGUGAACGGAUAAUUACUUUUCUUCAACAAGUGCAGUGGCUUUCGAGUUUACGGAGACACGUCCAACAUGAUUUAAUAUUUGCAAUUGCGUCACUGAAGCGGAUACUAAAAUAUAUCUGGACUGACAUUGCAGAUAUGUUAUCAACAUCAUAACAAUCAACAUCACAACAAAAGCUAGACAUAUGGAAAUAUGACCCAGUGAAGAAUAAAAAACCACGAUGGAUCCGACAGAAGACGAGUUUUAUAACAUAUGCUUGAACCUGACCAACGAAGAAGCAAGUCUCGGAGGUUGCAACUACAGCAGUGAAUACGAAAAUGGAGAAUUACUGGAAAAAGUUGUGUCAAGAGUUGUGCCCAUAUUCUUCGGUUUCAUCGGCAUCGUUGGGUUGGUCGGAAAUGCACUUGUGGUGCUGGUUGUGGCUGCGAACCCUGGCAUGAGAUCCACGACCAAUCUUCUGAUCAUCAACUUGGCUGUGGCUGAUCUGCUCUUCGUGAUAUUCUGCGUACCGUUUACAGCAACCGACUAUGUAAUGCCACGAUGGCCUUUCGGAGACUGGUGGUGCAAAGUCGUCCAGUACUUCAUAGUAGUGACAGCUCACGCAUCUGUAUACACUCUUGUUCUGAUGUCAUUGGACAGGUUCAUGGCAGUAGUGCAUCCUAUAGCAUCAAUGUCAAUCAGAACAGAGAAGAAUGCGCUACUAGCGAUCGCCUUCACCUGGGUUGUGAUACUAACGACAGCGAUACCGGUGGGUAUCUGUCAUGGGGAGAGAGAGUACGCUUACUACCAUAGAAACCACUCGUCGUGUGUGUUCUUGGAGGAGCAGGGGUAUAGUAAGCUGGGGUUCCAGAUGUCGUUUUUCCUGUCAUCGUAUGUGAUCCCGCUGGCGCUGAUCAGCGUCCUGUACAUGUGUAUGCUGACGAGGCUCUGGAAGAGCGCCCCGGGAGGCAGGGUGUCUGCGGAAAGCAGGCGGGGAAGGAAGAAGGUCACCAGGAUGGUGGUGGUGGUCGUCGUGGUCUUCGCUGUGUGCUGGUGUCCUAUACAGAUAAUCCUGCUGGUGAAGGCGCUAGACGCGUACAACAUCACGUACUUCACGGUGACGGCGCAGAUCGUGUCGCACGUGCUGGCUUACAUGAACAGCUGCGUCAACCCCGUGCUGUACGCCUUCCUCUCGGAGAACUUCCGCGUGGCCUUCAGGAAGGUGAUGUACUGCCCGCCUCCCUACAACGACGGCAUGUCAGGGCGCCCUCAACCGACGAAGACCACUCGAACGGGCAACGGCAACUCCUGCCACGACAUCGUCUGAGACUCGGUCCGCAGUCGCACGCGCAACGACCAAGCGACCAUCGUCUAAACCUCGCAAAACGAUAUUGUCCAUCUCUCUCACUCAUAUGACGAGAGGCAGAGAUGAAAGUAAAUGUCGGUUUGCAGAACACGGUCGGUUGGACACACAAUUGACGAGGUGGCUUUUGAGUUUUUUACUUUUUAUAAGGUAAUAUAGUGCGUUAUGUUUGACAAUAUUGUCAAUAUCUCCUCUAUGACGCACCAAAUAUUAUAAUUAUUUGGACCACGUUUAUUGCAUUUUUU